AUGGCGCCGAAGAAGAAGCUCAGUGAAGCUCAAGUGAUUCGCCUUUCCCAGUCAGAGUUGCUGGCUCAAUGCCUGGCGUGGAAAGUGCCGACAACUGGCGGUGUUCUGCGUCUGCGGGCCGAUCUUUAUGAGGUCAUGCAUGCCAGUACUUGCGACGGCCAG
Messenger RNA from Symbiodinium sp. CCMP2456, 162 nucleotides. NCBI's taxonomy places the organism in Eukaryota, Dinophyceae, Suessiales, Symbiodiniaceae. The record is from the annotation of a GenBank genome assembly.